AUGGACCAGAAAAAUGGAAGUUCUUUUACUGGUUUUAUUCUGAUGGGUUUCUCUGACAGGCCUCAACUGGAGCUAGUCCUCUUUGUGGUCCUUUUGAUCUUCUAUAUCUUCACUUUGCUGGGAAACACGACCAUCAUCGUAUUGUCUCAACUGGACCCACAUCUUCACACACCCAUGUACUUUUUCUUCUCCAACCUAAGCUUUCUGGACCUGUGUUAUACCACUAGCAUUGUUCCACAGCUCCUGGUUAAUCUCAGGGGAACAGACAAAUCCAUCUCCUAUGGGGGUUGUGUAGUUCAACUACAUAUCUCUCUAGGCUUGGGAUGUACAGAAUGUAUUCUCUUAGUAGUUAUGGCUUUUGACCGGUAUGCAGCUGUAUGCAAGCCCCUCCGCUACACAGUAAUCAUGCACCCUUGUCUCUGUGCCUUGAUGGCUUCUGCUUCAUGGCUCAUUGGUUUUGCCAACUCCCUAUUGCAGACAGUGCUCAUCUUCCUUUUACCACUUUGUGGAAGAAAUAAAUUAGACCACUUUCUUUGUGAGAUCUCCCCAUUGCUCAAGCUUGCCUGUGUUGACACCACUGUGAACGAAUCUGAGCUCUUCUUUGUCAGUGUCAUCAUUCUUCUUGUGCCUGUUGCAUUAAUCAUGUUCUCUUAUGGUCAGAUUGUCAGGGCAAUCUUACGCAUAAAGUCAGCAGCAGGGCAGAGAAAAGCUUUUGGGACAUGUGGAUCUCAUCUCAUAGUGGUGUCCUUGUACUACGGUACAGGUAUCUUUGCUUACCUGCAGCCCAGCAACAACUACUCUCAAGACCAGAGCAAGUUCAUAUCUCUCUUCUAUACCAUUAUUACACCCAUGAUCAACACCCUCAUAUAUACAUUGCGGAACAAAGAUGUGAAGGGAGCAGUUAAGAAGGUGCUUUGGAAGGACUAUGAGUCCACAUGA
Messenger RNA from Choloepus didactylus (southern two-toed sloth), 939 nucleotides. Its product is annotated as putative olfactory receptor 2B8. Gene Ontology annotation, molecular function: G protein-coupled receptor activity; olfactory receptor activity. NCBI's taxonomy places the organism in Eukaryota, Metazoa, Chordata, Mammalia, Pilosa, Megalonychidae. The transcript has a single exon. Gene Ontology annotation, biological process: G protein-coupled receptor signaling pathway. The record is from RefSeq and is a predicted model, not a curated record. The coding region runs from base 1 to 939 and encodes 312 amino acids. Gene Ontology annotation, cellular component: membrane.